Neopsephotus bourkii (Bourke's parrot) is the source of this 857-nucleotide messenger RNA. It is a transcript of the gene CABP7, whose product is annotated as calcium binding protein 7. Lineage: Eukaryota; Metazoa; Chordata; Aves; Psittaciformes; Psittacidae. The record is from RefSeq and is a predicted model, not a curated record. Gene Ontology annotation, molecular function: calcium ion binding. The transcript is spliced from 6 exons. Bases 151 to 798 code for a protein of 215 amino acids.
UGCUCCGGGCCGCCGCCAGCCCGCUCCGGAGCGGGGUCCCCCCGCGCCCUCACAGCCCGGUGAGGGGCUGAGCCCGCAGCCCCGUCCCGACACCGGCCCCGGAGGACGGGGAGCACCCGCUCGCCCUGGCCCCCCCUGGCCGCCCCGAAGAUGCCGUUCCACCCGGUGACGGCGGCUUUGAUGUACCGGGGGAUCUACACCGUCCCCAACAUCCUCGCCGAGCAGCGCCCCGUGGAGAUCCCCGAGGACGAGCUGGAGGAGAUCCGUGAAGCCUUCAAGGUGUUCGACCGGGAUGGCAACGGCUUCAUCUCCAAGCAGGAGCUGGGCACGGCCAUGCGCUCCCUGGGGUACAUGCCCAACGAGGUGGAGCUGGAAGUCAUCAUCCAGCGCCUCGACAUGGACGGGGAUGGGCAAGUGGACUUCGAGGAGUUCGUGACGCUGCUGGGGCCCAAGCUCUCCACGUCCGGCAUCCCCGAGAAGUUCCAUGGCACCGACUUCGACACCGUGUUCUGGAAGUGCGACAUGCAGAAGCUGACGGUGGACGAGCUGAAGCGGCUCCUGUACGAGACCUUCUGCGAGCACCUCUCCAUGAAGGACAUCGAGAACAUCAUCAUGACGGAGGAGGAGAGCCACAUGGGCACGGCCGAGGAGUGCCCGGUCGAUGUGGAGACCUGCUCCAGCCAGCAGAUCCGCCAGACCUGCGUGCGCAAGAGCCUCAUCUGCGCCUUCGCCAUCGCCUUCAUCAUCAGCGUGAUGCUCAUCGCCGCCAACCAGGUGCUGCGCAGCGGCAUGAAGUAACGGGAGCAUCACCUCCGGGGCUCGAUCCCUAUGGAAUCAGACAUGGACACGGCCCCCCC